AUGGCUUCUCGCCCUGUGCUGCAGAGGGAGAGUGUGUUCCAGACAGGUGACUAUGUCUACAGAAUCCCUGCUCUGCUCUACCUGCCCCAGCAGAAUACCCUGCUGGCCUUUGCGGAGAGGCGGGUGGGCAAGGCGGAUGAGCAUGCAGAGCUGAUCGUCCUGCGCAGAGGGGGCUACAACUCGACCACCCACCAGGUCCAGUGGCAAGACCAGGAGGUGGUUGCCCAAGCCCAGCUGGCAGGUCACCGGUCCAUGAACCCAUGCCCCUUGUACGAUGAGAAGACUGGAACCCUUUUCCUCUUCUUCAUUGCCAUUUCAGGGCAGGUUUCUGAGCAACACCAGCUCCAAACAAGGGUCAACGUGACCCGGUUGUGCCAAGUCACCAGCACAGACCACGGGAAGACCUGGAGCCCGCCCAGAGACCUCACCAACACUGCCAUUGGCUCGGCCCACAGGGAAUGGGCCACCUUUGCCGUGGGCCCGGGCCACUGUCUGCAGCUGCAUAACAAGACCAGAAGCCUGGUGCUGCCUGCCUAUGCUUACCGGAACCUUCACCCCCUCCAGGUGCCUCCCCCCUUUGCCUUCUGCUUCCUCAGUCAUGACCACGGACACACUUGGGAACGAGGGCACUUUGUGGCCCAGGAAACCCUGGAGUGCCAAGUGGCUGAACUUGGGGUUGGGGAGCAGAGUGUGGUGUAUCUCAAUGCCAGAAGCUUCAGGAGAACCAGGGUCCAGGCCGAGAGCACCAACGACGGGCUCAAAUUUAAGAAGCCCCAACCAGUGAAGAAGCUAGUGGAACCUCCUAAUGGCUGCCACGGGAGCAUCAUCAGCUUCUCCAGCCCCCACGCAGAGUCAGCCUCCUCGGACAAGUGGCUGCUCUACAUUCACCCAGCAGACCCAAAGCAGAGGUCUAACCUGGGGGUGUACCUCAACAAGUGGCCGCUGGAUCCCGAGGCCUGGUCCGAGCCUUCUCUGCUGGCUGUGGGCAGCUGUGCCUAUUCUGACCUCCAGAGCAUGGGAGCUGGGCCCGAUGGGUCCCCCCAGUUUGGGUGUCUGUACGAGUCUGAUAAUUACGGGAAGAUCGUCUUCGUGCUAUUCACUCUGAAGCAAGCCUUCCCAGCUGAGAUCUGA
Molecule: messenger RNA, 1131 nt
Organism: Trichechus manatus latirostris (Florida manatee)
Lineage: Eukaryota; Metazoa; Chordata; Mammalia; Sirenia; Trichechidae
Gene: NEU2
Product: neuraminidase 2
Exons: 2
Coding region: 1-1131 (376 amino acids)
Biological process (GO): oligosaccharide catabolic process; ganglioside catabolic process
Cellular component (GO): intracellular membrane-bounded organelle; membrane; cytoplasm
Molecular function (GO): exo-alpha-sialidase activity
Source: RefSeq, a predicted model, not a curated record